Microthlaspi erraticum is the source of this 1899-nucleotide messenger RNA. NCBI's taxonomy places the organism in Eukaryota, Viridiplantae, Streptophyta, Magnoliopsida, Brassicales, Brassicaceae. The record is from the annotation of a GenBank genome assembly.
AUGGAUCGAAGGCAGCACGAUUACGCUGCGUCUUCAGGAUUGCCGUAUCCUCAGCAACAGCAACAAGUCCCAAACUUCCCACAGCAACAACAACAGCAGCAAUUCGGAUUCCAUCCACAACAUCAACAAUAUCCACCACCACCAAUGAACGCUUCUGGUUUCAUGCCUCCUCAUCCUUCUAUGCAGCAGUUCCCUUACCAGCAGCAUCCUAUGCAGCAGCAGCAGCAACUUCAUCACCCUCCUCCUCACCCACAGAUGUUUGGUCAACAUUUACCUCCACAUCACCUUCCUUCUCCAUUCCCUGGACCUUAUGAUUCAGCUCCUCCUCCUCCUCCUCCAGCUGACCCUGAGUUGCAGAAGCGAAUCGAUAAGCUAGUUGAGUAUUCGGUUAAGAACGGUCCAGAGUUUGAGGCUAUGAUGCGUGAUAGACAGAAGGAUAAUCCUGAUUAUGCGUUUCUCUUUGGGGGUGAAGGCCAUGGUUAUUACCGGUAUAAGCAGUUUCUCUCCAUGCAUCCUCCUGGAGGACCUUUUGAUCCUCCGUUUCCGUCAGCUUCUAUGCCUAUGAUACAUCAUCCGCCAAAUCCCAUGAUGAGCCCUACAGUGAACAAUGUGCCUGGUCCAUUGGGAGUUCCGCCAAUUCGCCAACCUCCUUUCCCACCGUUCCAUGACCACCAGCAGCUGCAACCUCAUCAUCCUUUUGUGCCUCAUGCUCGUCCUGAGUUUGAUCAGUCGACUCAUGCAUUCAGAGGUCUUUCUGGUCCACUCCCUGCUGAUGUUGGGAUGGAACUUAAUGGUGUCUUGGCCAACCUCAAUGGCACAAAAGAGUCUAUCAAAAGUGCCAAGAUUUGGUUCAUGCAGAGAUCUCCCUUUGCACCAGCACUAGCUGAGGCACUUAGAGACAGGGUGUUUGCAAUGGAUGAUUCUGAUCGACAGAUGCACAUCGUUUAUCUAGCUAAUGACAUUCUCUUUGACAGUUUGCAGCGGAGGACAAACUUGCACGAGUUUGACAACGAAGCCCUUGCUUUCAGACCUGUUUUGGGUUCCAUGCUAGGGAGGAUUUACCACUUUCCACAAAACAAGGAAGAGAACCAGUCACGCCUGGAAAAGAUUUUGCAGUUUUGGGCUUCUAAGGAGGUUUUUGAUCAAGAUACCAUCUCCUCCAUUGAUAAAGAGAUGAAAAGCGGAGCACCUGCAAAUACCUUUUCUCGUUUACCCAUUGUAGCAGCAAACUCCUUACAACAUACAGGAAUGCUGCAACAGCCACCAAGCAGUAAUGUUCCUUUAGAGCAUCUGACCAGUAACCCGGUCGCAGCUCAACAGUUUAUCCCAAAUGUGAUGCAUCCUGUUGGCUUCCCCGGUUCCAUACCUUCUGUUCCACCUCCAGCACAACCACCUGCUGUUGAGAAGCCGCCUCCUUAUCCUCUCUUUCCUCCUGGUCUGAUCCCUGGGAUGGUCAGAAAGAUGCAGGUCGGUAGUGGCGUGCCUUAUUCCCCAUUGAGCCCGCUUGAUAUCCCAACCGUCAUACCACCAUCUGAUAUACCUCAGUCUCAAGUACUCGAGAUGGUAUCAAAGUUCUUCAAGAAGAUUGGUGAGGUCAACCCGAGUGAAGGUCCCAUGGGAUCUGAAUCGCAAGACGACUAUGAGGACUACGAGCGGGAUAGUCCACAGCGGAAAGGAGGUGCCUGCAUUCCCCCACCUCCAAACCUACAAGUGGACCCUGAGACAGGAACAUAUGCGGAUGGAAGCACCGAUAAGAAGAGCUCAUCUGGGAGAUUGGGACUUGGAGCAACAGCUGAUCCCAACGAACCAACUCAGUAUGAUGAUGUUUAUACAUCUUACAGGAAACAUAGAAGUACGAACUAUCACACAUCCAUGAGUGCAAGAUCUACAGCAAGAUGA